Symbiodinium natans is the source of this 1746-nucleotide messenger RNA. NCBI's taxonomy places the organism in Eukaryota, Dinophyceae, Suessiales, Symbiodiniaceae. The record is from the annotation of a GenBank genome assembly.
AUGCGAAAGGAGAUGCUGUCUGGUGGGAAGCAGCAGAAGGGCAAGGCCCAGGAGAGCCUGCAGCAGAGCGUGGGGCAGAUGUUGCGACGUGCCCAGGAUACGCAGCAUGGCUUCCAAGACAAGGUGACUGCUUUCCUUGACAAAGCAGCAGUGAGUGCAGCAGAAGAGUCGUCCCCUGAAAAGCUGCGAGAUGGCGAUGAUGCACGGUCCGUGUUCGGGGACGGCUCGGUUGCUGGCUCUGAGAAGAACCAGUUGAAGGGUCUGGCUGCCGAAGACCUGCUUGGCGAGAUGGAGAGUGCCCCGAAGAGCAAUGGCAAAGGCGGUGGCAGGAGGGUCAAGGACAUCGCCCGGCUUCGGGCAACUGCGUACGAGAAGCAGAAGAAGGUGCUGAGCACUCUGGGCACCGACGCAAUCAGCCAGAUUGAAGCCGCGGACAAGCUGGUUAAUGACAACCAGGCCUCGAAGACGGAGUACGAGCACUUCUUUGACAUCAUCAAGGUGCGAAAGGACCUGUUGCAGCAGCUGGCAGGCAAGGACACCACACAGGCGGCGUACGAGUCCUAUGUGCAGGGAUUGGACGACAAGAGCCUUGCCUUGCAGCCUCUUGCAAAGGCCGUUCUGCUGAAGACACAGGCCUUGCCCGGAUGCAACGACCUCUGCCAGUCGGUGCUGGUGCAGACCGAGAAGGGCGAGUUGGACAACUGUUGUAAGGACUUGACGGAUCACGUUGCCGUCCACAACCAGGUCCGAAAUGCCCUGAAAACCAGCUGCAAGGACUUGGACUCCACCGUCAAGCAGGCCCUGCGGCGGCAGAAAAAGGAGAAAGAAAAGGCGGACAAGCAGAAAGCGAGUGACGAGAAGAAGAACACAGAGGACAAGCAAGCCUUGGCGGAGAAGCUGAAGGCAGACAAGGACAAAGGUGUGUACUCCACCCUUCUGCAAGCCCCAGCCAACCUUCUCACUGAGCUUGGAAUGAGCAGCGUGGCAACAUACCCCGAUGUUGCUGCAGUGAAGACUUCCAUCAUCAAGAGCGAGGCUCCCUUCAUCAUCACCUCUUUCAGUGAAGUGAAGGCAUUCAUCGAUCAAAGGCCUGCGCUGAAGUGCUUGAUCACCAACUUCAGCCAUCAGUUCCCGGGAACUGCCAUGUGCUCGAGAACUGGAAGAGCCCAGUCCCCAGUGAAAACUGCGAAGGGCGACAACAUUGCAGAGGAUCUGCAAGCCUUGCUUGGUGGGGUUGUUCCUCUCCUCGAGACAAGUGUUCCGGAGAAGUUGCAGUCCGUCACACACGCUGCCCUGUAUGGCUUUACGAGUGACAUGGUCUACUAUGGCUUCGAGGAGAGAGGCCUGCCACAGUUGCGCUACAUCUGCCAUGGCUCGCGGCAAGUCUUCAUGAUCCACGUGCAGGAUUUCCUUGCGACCAUCUCCAAAACAGACAAGGCAGACCUCCGUGAAGUGCUGCAGCUGUGGAAGGUGAUGGAUAUCUUUCGGUGGAAGCAGAUCGAAGGGGGCUUGCCUGUGCUCCACACCUGCAUCCAGAAGCCCGGCUCCUUGAUGUACAUCCCGCCAGGGUUUUUGAUCGCCGAGAAAGUGCUCAACAGUGAGAAGGUGGUGGGGAUCAGAAUGAGCUUGAUCCCUCGCUGCUCGAAGAAUGCGGCCCAGUUGGACAAAUUCAGAAACCUGCUCCCUGCAGAGCAUCCGUACCUUGAGAUGACAGAGCUUGCUGUUAACAGCAUGCGCGAGUCAUGA